UCUCCUGAUUGUCACACAGCGUUUAGGAUCGUGCACCGCUCCAGACCGAGUCCGCAGGGGCAGCGCAUUAAUUUGUUGGUCUUGAGCGGAUGGCAUCUGUCGCUUCCGUGGGAACUCUCUCCAACAGGAAUCAUACGGCAGCGAGCUCGCUCUAAAUGCGGACAUGGGUGUUUCUCCAGACAUGCAUUUCCACGCAUUUGUGUUCCUGGUUGCACAGUUUGGGCAGUGACCGCACCGCGGCCACAUCCACACCGUCAUGUUUUGCUUUUUCACGUCACUCUGACAACUUUGUGUGUCGAGACUGGAGAGCACUUUUUUUUUUUUGGGGAUUACUGUGCCCGAAUUUGCAGGAAUGGUUCACCCAGGAGCGUGCUGCGUCCUCCUGCCUGUAGGAAGCAACUUCAGACAGCCGUGGCUUUGACCAUCUUUGCCAGUUUCAUGAUCUUUUAAAAGAAAAUAAAGGAAAUCAUGAGCAACCACAAGGGCGGCGGAAUGGCAUCGAAAGAAAAGCUGUAUGAGCUGUGGAUGUUAUAUUACACUAAGAAGGAUGUGGGCUAUCUGCAGCAGUGGCUGGAGGCAUUUGUGGCAUCCUUUGAGAGGCUCAUUGAUGUGCAGUCGCUGGAGCCUCGGAGGCUGGAGGAGUGCAGCUCAGAGGUACCCCUGCUCCCCCGGGAGGUCCUGGUGUUCCUUAGCACGCAGCUAUGGCACAGUGCGCUACACCUCACCGGCGCUGCAGAGCAAAACAGCAGCACUCCACACCCACUGCUCCUCAUCAAGUUCUUCAUCAUUGUUUGCAGGAAUAUGGAGAACAUUGAUCCAGAGAAGACUCCUAGUUUUGUUUUCGAGAUUAUCAAACUUUUGAAUUUCUGUUUAAACCAGUUAAAGAAGGGACAAGGGGAGAAAUCGUCUCUGGAGUCGGUCGUGCAGUACGGACUUGUGCUGUGCGAGAGCCUGUUUGACCCUUAUCAGACGUGGAGGAGACGCCUAGCAGGGGAGGAGGUGAGCUUGCUGGAGAGGAACAAGUAUAAGUUCUCCCCGCUGGCCUUGCCAGAAGAGCUGCCUGCCCUCUUCCAUGAAAGUCUGCAGGAGAGUGAGAAGAUCCCAGAGUUCCUCACGCUCAGAUUGGCUCAUCUCCAAGGCGCUGUCAUCAGUGGAGGAAAGAAGAAUGGUCUUCUCUCCAUCACUCCUUACUCUGUGGAUGACCUCUUCUCGGUCCUGCGAGCAUGGUGCUGCCGGACCUCCCCUGAACCCAAGGACACCAGACUCCCGCGGCUGAGCUUGCAGUGCCUGACAGCGAUGAUCCAUCUCCUGCACACCAGCAGCCCCGCGGAGCGGCAGGUGGAGAUCAGGACCAUCCUGGAGAACUACUUCCAGCUCCUCAACUGGAACCGUCCACUUAGCAGCGAGCAGGAAGACAGGCAGUCCUGGGAAGACAGCCUGAUCUCGCUCCAGAGCCAAAUGCUAACUGCUAUUCCUGAGAUCCUGCAGUGCUCUGACAGACCAGUCCUUCAAGCUAUCUUCCUGAACAACAACUGCUUUGAACACAUCCUCAGACUCAUUCAGAACAGCAAGCUCUUUCAGAGCAACAGGCGUAGGCCGGAGCGUGAGGUUGUGUGUGACCUCACCACGCGUUUACUCACUGAGGUCGAAGUGGACCAGGUCUGGGAGAAAGGGUCAGACAGUAUUACAGUUCAUGCUUUGGGAGUCCUCACAGCUAUAAUGAGUAACUCACCCAAUGCUAAGGAGGUUUUCAAGGAGAGGAUUGGCUACUCCCAGCUAUUUGACGUGCUGAAGAGUCAAGGUCAACCCACCAAAAGGCUUCUGCAAGAGCUGAUGAACAUGGCGGUGGAGGGCGAGCACGCCCAUGCUCAUCACCUUGGCAUUAGUAACGACCAGCCUCUGCUCCUGCUCCUGCAGUGGCUGCCUGACCUUUCAGGUCAGAGGGACCUGCAGCUGUUGGUUGCUCAGUGGCUGGCUACCGUUUGCGGUGGCUCCUUGUCUUGUCGCACGGUGGCUGUGGAAGCAGGCAUGGUGGGGGCUCUGCUGCAGGUGCUCUCCCAUCCCCAGUGUCUGGACAGGCAGUGUGCAGACUCCCUGCUGGGCCUCUUGCAGGACUUGGGCUCUUUAUGUUUCAAACCAGAGGAGCUGAAGAGUCUCUUGAGACUCCUCAGGGUUGGCCAGGACAACGGCGCACUGGCAGGGAGGGUCCACCCCUACUGCACUCGCGUUAUACGUGUGCUUUCAGCCAUGGCAGCCAGAGAAGGAAAGGACAGUGCCUUGCAAUAUUUUGAUCUUACACCCCCGAUGGCAGGGAUCAUGGUGCCCUCAAUCCAGCGAUGGCCAGGCAGUGGGUUUGCUUUUCACGCUUGGCUCUGCCUUAACAUGGAGUUCCCCUCUUCUCACUCAGACUUCUCCAACAACCGUAAACCUGCUGCCAGCUCUGGCAUGGGUACUCAGCAUGACAUGGGAAAGGGACCACGCAGGAAACAGCUCUACAGUUUCUUCACAGCGAGUGGAACUGGACUGGAGGCCUUCUUCACCAUGGAGGGCGUGCUGGUGGUGGCUGUUUGCACUAAGAAAGACUACAUGGCUGUUGCUCUGCAAGACUAUCCACUAGCUGACUCGUGCUGGCAUUCAGUGGCUAUAGUUCACAUCCCUGGCCGCCGUCCUUUUGGUCAGAAUUUGGUCACUAUCUACAUCGACGGGGAGCUGCGUAAAACUGCACAGCUUCGCUUUCCAUCUUUCAGUGAGCCUUUUACAUCCUGCUGCAUCGGCUCUGCAGGCCAUCGGACCACUACCACCACCACCUCUCCUAACCUGCCCACAUCAUUUUCCUCCACUCCGUCACCCGAGUUUGCCUUCCCCUCCCAUGCCCCCUCCCUCAUCCGUUCCCAAUCCUUCCCAGCUUCCUUUGCGGGUGGCCGCUGGGGGUCCAUAGGAGACAGUCCAGUGCACACAAUCCCAGCAGGACUGCAGGACACAGAGUGGGGGACACCCACAUCCCUGGAUGGGCUCCUAGGCACUGCCUUCAUCUGCCACGAAGCUCUGCAGCAAACCCAAACAAGAGCUCUACAUGCUGCAGGCCCCAAUCACGUGUCCUUAUUCAAAGUGGAAGGAGAGCUGUCUGAACUCAAUAGCAAACUGCUGCUGUACUACACUCCACAGGCCUUUAAAAAUCAGAUAUGUCUGGACCUGGCACCCAGUCACCAUUAUGAUGGCAGGCUUACAGGACACAGGGUAGUGAACUGGGACAUCAAGGAUGUUAUAAACGUGGUCGGUGGUAUGGGGGUUUUGCUGCCCCUGCUUGAGCAGGUGUGUGAGGCUGAACAAGUUUACAAUGGAGGUCAGGAGAUCUCAGACUUGCUGGGGCCAGAACUCACUUCCCCCAGAGGCCCUGCUGCAAUGCUGCUGCCGCUGAACAAAUCUGCAGAGGGCAGACUAGAGAGAAACAGCAUCGCCGCGUUCCUGCUGAUGGUGAAAAACUUGAUUCGCCAACACCCCGUUAAUCAAGAGAGCCUCUUGCACUGCCACGGCCCAAGCAUCAUAGGAGCCAUGCUCAGCAAAGUUCCAGGCAGUAUGAUGGACAUGAAUGUUUUAAUAGCAUGUCAGCUGCUGCUGGAGCAGGUUUUCAAUGAGGGCAACAGUCUGCUCUUACAGCAUCUCUACCAGCACCUGCUCUUUAAUUUCCGCAUCUGGACCAAAAGCCACUUUGCUGUUUGUCUGGCACACAUACAAUACCUGCAGUCUGUGAUAAACAAAAGCAAGCAGCGGAUGAGGAGGAAGUACGGCGUUCAGUACAUACUGGAUACCGUUCGAACGUACUACAGUGUGGAGAAAGAUGGCAGCUCUCUGUCUGAUGAGAAGCAGACGAUUCAAACCUCUCUCUUCGCCUUGCUGAAAGAUUUUCUUAAGUCUCCUACACAAGAGGAGCUUCACUGCAUCCUUGCCUACGUUCUGACUGUAGGAGAGGAGCAGCAGGUGGUGAAGGCCUUGGAUGUGCUGUAUGAGCUCUUGAGGAGCAGCCCUCCUCGCGAGCAGGUGCAGACAGUGCUGCUGGAGUGGGGCGUGGAGCAGCUGUACAGUUUGCUGCUCAAUCCAAGCUUUGGGGAUGAGGCCAGAGAGAGGGUCUUCAGGGUUUUGUACAAGAUCCUCAAGAGCGAGCGUGUGUCGGAGCGCAACAAGCAUCGCAUUAAACUGAAGGAUUUUGGCUAUCGUGGACUUGUUUGCUGUCUUGAUAACAUUCCCGUAACCAUGACCACUGUCCGGUGUCUGUACGAGCAGGUCCUCGCUACAGAUGCCAGUCCUAGUUUUAGAGACCUCCUGGCUGUGGCCUGUCUGUCCCAUCGAGCUGAACUUACUGUCCGGCUGGACGUGUGUCGCAAGCUCUUUCAUCUGAUCUACUCCAAUGAGGAUUAUGUGAAACAGCUAGCGAAGCAGCCUGGCUGGCAGGAUGUUCUCACCAAACUCUAUGUGAAAGAGUCCUAUGAGGCCCACGCCGCCACCAUUGCCGACUCGAGCAACCACACUCCAGCGGAACCAAACUACCGGCCGCCUCUGCGCAGAGAGCAAUCCCUGGUCAUAGAGGAUGCACGCACAGACAUUUUCAUGAACUACCGCACCUCGCAGGAAAUCGAGGAUGAGGACGAGGAGGAUGAAGGUGGACAGCGGGACAUCUCUGAGGGUUUCUCGGAUUUAUCACAGUCGCCUCCCAGUGGAGGCGGAGGCCCGCUGAAAAACUUCACAGGCUCCCUGCAUUUCAAGUCGUUUGACUCGGUGGAUCAGGGGAGCCACUCAUCCUCUACCUCCAAUCCCGUUGACAUCGCCUCGUCUCACCAUGAAGAAGAGGGAAGGGACUACCAUCCGCUCUCCCCCUUUGGUACAUCACCUUUUGAUUUGGAUUUGCCAGGUGUGGGAGAGACUGGCACACACACACCUGCUGGUAGUCUGACCAACACACCAUCCCCUCUAGAGCACUACAAACCAUUCCCACCGCUCAGACCAAGGAAGAGCUCCAGUUUGUCCAAUGUGCUGGAUGACACCAGCUAUGGGACCGAUCCUCCUACUGGAGACACGAUCUCCAACACGUCCAACCCACAGCAGACCCCUGAGGAGGAGCUGUGCAACCUGUUAACCAACAUCGUGUUCUCCGUCCUGUGGAGCGGCAGCGGAGCGGAGGGCGCGGAAGAUGUGGUGUGGAGAGAGCGAGGACAGGUAUUUUCUGUUCUCACCAAACUGGGCUCCUCCUGCCAGCUGGUCCGCCCUCCCGAUGACAUCAAACGCAGCUUGUUGGAGAUGAUGCUGGAGUCAUCACUGUCAGACCUGAGGGACGCCCAGGGAGCGUUCCUGCCUUUCUGUCCCAGUCUCGUUCGGCUCCUCAGGCUGCUGCAGGACUUCCUGUUUGCAGAGGGUACAAACAACCACGCGCUGUGGAGUGAAAAGAUCUUUGAAGGGGUGGUGAACCUGCUGGACAAGUUAAAUGCCUGGCAUAGCACCCCUGGAAGUCCAGGAAACACUGAACUGAAGGAAAUGGCCCAGAUCGGCCUGCGUAUCAUCACCGGAUAUAUCCAACAGCAGCACCCGACGGUGAGUGAGAUGGCCUAUCUCAAGCUCCACAGCCUUCUUCAGACUGUGCUCUGCCUGAGCUGGGAAGAGGUGUGCUUCUUGCUGGGGCGGAUUGGUUCCCCCUUGUGGCCUGGUGGUGCAAUGGACAACACCAACUACGGACAGCCAGAGACCUUUUCCCACCUUGUGCCCAUCGUGCGUACGCUACUUGACCAGCACGCCGACCCGGUCAACCUCCAGAAGCUCCUGCCCAACCUGCCCAUCACCAACGGCAGCACCACCUUCGCCCAGGACCUGAAGGCCUAUUGUCAAACACUGGAGUGGCAAGGCUUUUACCAGCAGCAGGUUCAGCCCACCAUGGAGCAGUACGAGCUGGACACGUUUGGGAGGAGCCAUGACAUCAUGUCCAAUUUCUGGAACUCGUGCUUCGAUGACCUGAUGAGUACAGCCUUUAAACAGGAGAAAGAAAGAUCUGACAGCAAAUCCAAAUUUCAGGAGGCGAUAGUGGAUCCCUGCUUAAAGCGAGCCAGGACUGAGAACAACAGGUACCUCAUUUGGCAGAAGCAGAGCUCCAGCCAGCAGGGGGUGGUGUGGCUGCACUGGAAGUCUCUCCGCAGGCUUUUGACCUGUGAGAGAGCAGCAUGGGCCAACAGAGUUCAGCCGGAAGUAAAAUGGAAAUUGUCCAAUGCAGAGACUUAUUCAAAGAUGCGCCUCAAACUUGUGCCCAACUAUAACUACGAUCCACACAGCGAGGCCAGCGCCCUGCGGGAUAACAUGGGAGCUGAAAGCCCCCGUGGCUCCGAACCCCUCCCACUGGCUGUUGCUAAGGAAGCGAAAGUAAGCGACAUGGAGGACGAUCAGUUAGGAGAAGAGGACCUUCUCUUUUGGGAUAAGACGGCGGAGGGAGAAGACGAGAGCCAGAAAGAAAAGCUGGUUCUGUCUGAAGACUGUGAGCUCAUCACCAUCGUGGCAGUUGUGCCCGGUCGUCUGGAGGUUACCACACAUCACUUGUACUUCUAUGACUGCAGCAGUGAGAAAGAGGAGACAGAGGAGGGAAUUGGGUUUGAUUUCAAGCGACCUCUGUCACAGCUCAGAGAGGUUCAUUUGAGGCGCUACAACCUGCGAAGGUCUGCACUGGAGCUUUUCUUCAUCGACCAGGCUCACUACUUCAUCAACUUCAAAAAGAAGGUACGAAACAAAGUCUAUUCUAGGAUACUCGGUCUGCGGCCUCCAAACCUCUUUUACUUUGGCUCCCGCUCUCCCCAAGAGCUGCUGAAGGCAUCUGGGCUCACACAGAAAUGGGUGUGCAGAGAGAUCUCCAAUUUUGAGUAUUUGAUGCAACUGAACACCAUUGCUGGACGCACUUACAACGACCUGUCGCAGUACCCUGUGUUUCCCUGGGUCUUGUGCGACUACACCUCUACUGUUCUGGAUCUGGAGGACCCUGCAGUGUUUAGGGAUUUAUCCAAACCCAUCGGUGUGGUCAACCCACGUCAUGCACAGAAUGUCAGGGAGAAAUAUGAGAGCUUUGAGGACCCAACAGGCACCAUUGACAAAUUCCACUAUGGCACACACUACUCUAAUGCAGCAGGAGUCAUGCACUACAUGAUCCGCAUGGAGCCAUUCACCACCCUGCAUAUCCAGCUACAGAGUGGAAAGUUUGACUGCGCUGACAGACAGUUCCACUCGGUGGCAGCAGCCUGGCAGGCUCGCAUGGAGAGUCCAGCUGAUGUCAAAGAGCUCAUCCCAGAGUUCUUUUACUUCCCAGAAUUCCUGCAGAAUAUGAACGGCUUUGACCUAGGCCAGUUACAGAUAUCUCAGGAGCCUGUGACAGAUGUUGUGCUGCCUCGCUGGGCAACAUCAAGGGAAGACUUUAUCAGAAAACACAAGAAAGCCCUGGAGUCUGAGUACGUGUCCAAUCACCUCCAUGAGUGGAUUGACCUGAUCUUUGGUUAUAAGCAGAGAGGCGAAGAGGCAGUGAAUGCCCUCAAUGUCUUCUACUACUGUACUUAUGAGGGUGCAGUAGAUCUGGAUGCAAUAGCCAAUGAGAAUGAGCGCAAGGCCUUGGAGGGCAUCAUCAGCAACUUUGGACAGACACCUUGUCAGCUCCUUAAGGAGCCUCAUCCUCCUCGCAUGUCAGCUGAGAACGCAUCAAGGCGGCAGGCCCGUCUGGACACUCUCCCCCUGAAUAUCUUUGAACAUAUCCAAAAACUCCGGCCAUUUAAAGAGGUGGUAAGUGAUGGCUUUCCUGUGGUCCAAGCUGUGGUACCAAAGACACAGACCCGCUCCAUCACCCAGGGCUCAGAUAUACUGGUGACCGUCAGUUCCAACGGGUUGAUAGGGACACACAACUGGCUGCCGUACGACAAAAACAUCGCCAACUACUUCACCUUCUCUAAAGACCCCACGAUGAAUAAUCCUAAAACUCAGCGUUUCUUGAGCGGACCUUUCGCUCCUGGGGUCGACAUCAGCGCUCAGGUGCUGGUCGUGUCAAAUGAUGGUCGCCUGCUGUUCAGCGGGGGACACUGGGAUUGCAGUCUCCGCGUCACCCAGCUGGCGAAAGGCAAGCUGGUUGGAAGGAUCUGCCGGCACGUCGACGUUGUUACUUGCUUGGCUCUGGAUCUCUGUGGCAUCUACCUCAUCUCUGGUUCAAGGGACACAUCCUGUAUAGUGUGGCAGGUUCUACAGCAGGGUGGUUUCUCCAGCGGCUUGUCUCCCCGGCCAGUACAGAUUCUCUGUGGGCAUGACCAGGAGGUAACCUGUGUGGCCAUCAGCACUGAACUGGACAUGGCUGUCUCAGGAUCAAAGGAUGGAACUGUGAUAGUGCACACAGUCCGACGAGGCCAGUUCCUGCGAACAUUGCGGCCACCUAACGAAAGCUGCAUACCCGCCCAAAUCUCCGGGCUACAGGUGGGAAUGGAAGGCCACAUUGUGGUACAGACGUCUCUGGAGGAACGCUCCAACAAGAAGGGCAAGUACUCCAUUCAUGUUUACUCAGUGAACGGCUGUCUGCUGUCUUCUUUCACCAUGGAGGAGCAGGUGACUGCCCUCCACCUGGUGUCUGAAUAUGUCAUCCUGGGAACUAUGCAAGGCAACCUCCACAUUCGGGACUUAUACAGCCUGGAUGCUUUGGUGACACCCCUGGCCUUGAGGGUCACUGUGAGGAGUGUGUCUGUCACCAAAGAGUGCAGCCACAUCCUAGUGGGACUAGAAGACGGGAAGUUAAUUGUGGUGGGGGCUGGGAAACCAGAGGAGGUUCGCUCAGGACAAUUCUCCCGUCGCCUGUGGGGCUCCACGCGCCGCAUCUCUCAGGUGUCGUCAGGUGAAACUGAGUACAAUCCCACAGAGAAUGCUGGCAAAUGAGACGAGCGACAGUCGGGAGGAACCCUGAGGUCUCUGUAGGAUGCAUCGUCACACGCUCGCGAGACUCAACAAGGCCUCCUGUCCUUUACAAACUGUAAAGAAUAGUAAACUAUGCUCUCCAGCCAGCCACUUAUCUCUCUGAGAGAGCAACUAUACACUGAGCACUUUCUACUCUUAAAUGGUUUUAUAUUUUAUUGCAUAUUUCAUUGAUGGUUACACUGUUUUUAAUCAGCAUCAUUCCAAAGAGUGGCCUUGUUUUGUGUAUGGAGAGGAGCUCCGUGUUUGGGGUUGUGGACUGCUGUCGAACUGUAUGUGCUCUGAGUCAUAUUUCAGGGGACUGACUCACUCUGAUCCACAUUCAGCCUCAGACGCAAAGACGAGUCGUGCUGGGAACUCCCCGGGCUCCAUGUUUUUCUCCUUUAUUGUCGGAGACACGGCUACAAUCCCUGUACUGUUGAAUGUCCCAAAGCCAUUCUUUGGCAAUGGCAACUUCUUAAAACUCCUGAAAACUUGAAAAAAAACUACAGUAGAUGUUGCUUGAGAUUCCCAAAUUGCAAUACUGGUAAUACCACAAAAGGUCAGAUUUUGUAAAGAGAGACACGGGGUAACAAGACUAGUAUACUUAAUGCCGUUUUAUAAUGUUUAGUGGUUGAAAGAUCCUUAUCCAAGCACCAGAAAUACACCAGGAUACCACAUUUUAUAAUCUCUGCAUUCCUUAAGGCUCUAGGUAAUGUAAGACUGUUACAAUUAAAGCAAUAACUGCUUUAAUGGUCAAGUAUGUGAAGUAUAUUCAUUUUUUAACUAUGUGGCGCUUGGAUGCAAUGAACCUCAAAUGCAGGGCCCUCUGUUGCCUUAUUCAUGAUAGCGUUAAGGCUUUUAUAAAUUCUUCUGGAAUGGUUUUGUUGCUACUCUGUUCACCAUAUGACUGUAUUCCUGUUAUAUUUGAGCUCAAAAGUGCCUUUUUCAUCUAAGGCCUUGUAUAAACACUGAAUCUAAAAUCACUAUAUGUCAGAUUUGUUGUCCUUGCUGAUCCAUUUUGAACACACUUUUCUACUCCACUGUGACUCAGACGUGGAUUCAAUGAACUGUUGACUGUGCUGGUAUUGUAAAACCGCUUAUGAAGUACUGAGAACAUCUGAAACAUGUGUGUAGAAAGUCUGUCAGUGAGUUUUAGAGGAAUUCACUUCCUGCCAGCUUUUUUUUUUUCCUUUUUCUUUUUUCUUUCUUUCUUUUUUUGUAAUACUGCGGUUGGAACAAAGUCGAUGUUUUGCAGUGUCAUUAGUGGGAGAAAGACAAAGGGAACUAUCUGGGUGAAAGCAAUACCCAUAAUAUGUUGCACACAUAAAAUGACUAGUUGUCAGAGAUUCUCUGAAUAAAUGCAUAAGAAAUGUAAAGGAAACUAUAUUUGAAAUGAAAUGUUUACUCCUCAUUUCAACCUUUUUCUCCACUGUUUGAUUCAAUGGGUUCAGACUGUCUAAAAAUCAUAUUUACACAGCAGUAAGAUAAGGAUAAAUGUAUAAGCUGUGCAUUGCUGAGACAGUCUGUGAAUAAAACACGUCUUGCAAAUACUGA
Molecule: messenger RNA, 10497 nt
Organism: Neolamprologus brichardi
Lineage: Eukaryota; Metazoa; Chordata; Actinopteri; Cichliformes; Cichlidae
Gene: nbeal2
Product: neurobeachin-like 2
Biological process (GO): intracellular protein localization
Cellular component (GO): cytosol; membrane
Molecular function (GO): protein kinase binding
Source: RefSeq, a predicted model, not a curated record